Trichomycterus rosablanca is the source of this 1056-nucleotide messenger RNA. RefSeq lists its product as uncharacterized. Bases 50 to 715 code for a protein of 221 amino acids. The transcript has 5 exons. The record is from RefSeq and is a predicted model, not a curated record. NCBI's taxonomy places the organism in Eukaryota, Metazoa, Chordata, Actinopteri, Siluriformes, Trichomycteridae.
UGCAAAUUCAGGAAAGCAGCCAGCGCUAAAGCAGACACCAGGAGCAACAAUGCUGAGGUAUCUUCAUCUACUCUGCCUGUCAGUAUUGCUAUAUGACGCUACAGCAAGACCAUUUACAUCAUGGGAAAAGGAAAUUAAUAAAGCUGCUCAGGACACGAGGUAUGAUGAUUGGAAUGAAAAGAUGAUGUUAGGAAUCAAGGAGGUUGAGCCCCUAGAGGACCUGGAUCUGACAGAGGUCGACACUGAUCCUGGAAUGUUAUUACAGAAAGCUUUUAAGCAGCUCCGUCAGCAGCGAUACAACAAGCCUGAAGAGGACAAAGAUGAGACCUAUCAUCCAUUUGAAUCACUAAACCCAGUUGUAAAUGAGCAGCCUGACACUUACAUCGAGUCUCAGCAUGGUCAACCACACCUGUACCAAGAACCUGAGAAAGACCUGGAUGACCUCUAUCAUAACACACAGGAUCUUGUUGAACCAAAAGAGCACCCUGAACUGUUCGAGUCUGAGGAAGCAGCACUAAAGGAAGCUGAAGUAGUACAACCUGAUAGAAUGCACAUCUAUACCAGCCCAGAAGAAGACAAAGAUAGCCUGUACCAUGGAGACGUUACCGGCCAAGAGUUUGAACCAGAGGAUCCAGUCAUGCAAGGUCUUUCCAACCAACCCAGGAUGGUAUACGAAGAGCCUGAAGAGGACCUAGAUUCACUCUUCCACAGUUAAACAAGGGUUUUAAAUUAUGAAAUGAUCUUAUUUUUAUUGCUUGACUUGAAUGUAUUAUAUUCUAAGCUUAUUCAGAUUAGCAGAACAUAAUGGUUUUAUAGGGGUAUGGGGUAUUGGCUGACUGACAGUUUUUUAGUGGUGGUGAUUCAAUGACAGCAGCUUUGCAGUUAAUGAGAGUUCUUAUUCAGGAACUUCCAAAGAAUUAAUGUUAUGGCCAUAAAUACAACUUUUACCCUUUAACUGUUUAGCUUAAUUUUAAGUCUAUUUGGAUAAAAGUUAAAAAGUACAUUACUGUAAAUGAAAGCAGCAACAAGAAGAAUAAACCAUACAUUCAAAACAGA